Messenger RNA from Arabidopsis arenosa, 1782 nucleotides. NCBI's taxonomy places the organism in Eukaryota, Viridiplantae, Streptophyta, Magnoliopsida, Brassicales, Brassicaceae. The record is from the annotation of a GenBank genome assembly.
AGUGUUUUUUUCCGGCUUUCUUGCUUUAUGUAUAACAAAUAUGGGGAAGAAGAGGAUCGUGUUCUUUGCUUAUUUGCUCUUAUCUACCAUCUUUAUAAGUUUUAGCUCUGCAGGGAUAACGGAAGGGAGUCCUUUGUCAAUAGGACAAACUCUCAGCUCUUCUAAUGGUGUUUAUGAACUGGGAUUCUUCAGUCCUAAUAACUCCCAAAAUCAGUAUGUCGGAAUCUGGUUCAAGGGUAUCAUUCCCCGGGUGGUUGUGUGGGUCGCCAAUAGAGAAAAUCCUGUUAGAGACUCCACGGCAAAUCUCGCUAUCAGCAGCAAUGGAAGUCUUCAGUUAUUUAACGGCAAACAUGGCGUUGCGUGGUCCAGUGGAGAAGCUCUUGCUUCUAACGGGUCUCGUGCAGAGCUUUCAGACACCGGAAAUCUUAUUGUCAUAGACAAUUUUUCAGGAAGAACUCUAUGGCAAAGCUUUGACCAUCUUGGUGAUACUAUGCUCCCUUUCUCAACUCUGAAGUAUAACCUCGCCACUGGCGAGAAGCAGGUGUUGAGAUCUUGGAAAAGUUACACUGAUCCAUCGCUUGGCGACUUUGUGCUUCAGAUUACACCGCAAGUGCCAACACAGGUGCUUGUUAUGAGAGGAUCAACGCCUUACUAUAGAAGCGGUCCAUGGGCGAAAACAAGGUUCACGGGGAUACCGCUAAUGGAUGACACAUUUACAGGUCCAAUCAGCCUUCAGCAGGAUACAAAUGGGUCAGGAUCUCUCACUUAUUUAAACGGAAACUUCAAACGUCAACGUACAAUGCUAACAUCAAAGGGCUCACUACAGGAGCUUUCUUGGCAUAAUGGGACAGACUGGGUAUUGAACUUUGUGGCUCCAGCACACUCAUGUGAUCACUACGGUGUAUGUGGACCUUUUGGGUUAUGUGUGAAGUCCGUUCCUCCAAAAUGUAAGUGUUUCAAAGGGUUUGUUGCUAAAGUCAUUGAAGAGUGGAAAAGAGGAAACUGGACUGGUGGUUGUGUGAGGCGUACCGAACUAUAUUGUCAAGAAAACUCUACUGGCAAAGAUGUAAACGUCUUCCAUCCUGUUGCCAGGAUAAAGCCUCCAGACUUUUACGAAUUUGCAAGUUUUGUGAAUGUUGAAGAAUGCCAGAAAAGUUGUCUCCACAAUUGUUCUUGCUUGGCCUUUGCUUAUAUCAAUGGAAUAGGGUGCUUAAUGUGGAACCAAGACCUAAUGGACGCAGUGCAAUUUUCUGCAGGGGGAGAACUUCUCUCCAUUCGUCUGGCACGUUCUGAACUAGGUGGGAAUAAGCGCAAGAAGACCAUUACUGCUAGUAUUGUGAGCCUUUCUCUUUUUGUGAUAAUUGCGUCUGCUGCGUUUGGUUUCUGGAGAUAUAGAGUGAAACAUAACGUUUCAGCUAAUAUAACAAAGGAUGCUUCACAAGUUGCAUGUAGGAAUGAUCUGAAACCACAAGAUGUCUCAGAUUCAAGAAAAAGACUUGAGAUUGACUGGCCAAAGAGAUUUGAUAUCAUUCAAGGUAUUGCGCGUGGAAUUCACUAUCUCCAUCGUGACUCACAUCUCAAGGUUAUUCAUCGAGAUCUGAAGGUCAGCAAUAUUCUUCUGGAUGAGAAAAUGAAUCCAAAGAUAUCAGAUUUUGGAUUGGCUCGGAUGUAUCAGGGAACCGAAUAUCAGGACAAUACUCGCAGGGUUGUAGGAACUCUGUAAGACUCGAUUUUCAAAAACAUGAUUAACAAGAUUCAUAUUCAUAAACUCAUAAUCGUUUA